UUUCCAUUACCAUUUUUAGCGUACAACUGUAAUGUCUUCCACUUCCAGUGUUUUGCCGGAUGUAGCGGCACCCGCUGUCUUAAAUACUGAAAGUGUACAUGUUAAUUUAAAUGCAUCCGGUAAAGCACAACAGCAGCAACAACAACAAUUACACACAAAAUCUCCAGCAACAUCACCAAAACCAACUCCACAACCAAUACUGUCAUCAACAUCAUCCUCAAUGUCUACGACGACGACAGCAACAUCAUCACAACAACAACAACCAUCGACUGGAAAAACGUCUGUCACAAUACCCAUUGAAUCUCAGCCACCAAUGCGUACAAUUGAAUUAUCAACAGGUCGGAUACGAGAAGGAUUUGCUAAUGGUGAUGUCAUAGUUACUCUACUACCCGCCAAUACCAAACUCCCCUGGGUAACACCGGCCAUAUUUAGGCCAGAACUAGUGCCAGAGGAGUUAAUGGCUCAAGGUCUGACACUUACCGUCGAAGAAUAUGUACAUGCCAUGGAAACUCUGGUUAAUGAUUAUCGCUUUACCAUGUAUAAUAUUUGCUAUAAACGCAUCUUAGUCUGUUGGAUUCUAUUCGCAUUCUCGGUUCUGUUGACUUUACUCUUCUCAGGCCUACAAGGGGUGGCCUUGUUUUCUUUGGGAGUAGGCUGGCUUUUCCUUAAUGCCGCCGCUAUAUUCCUCUGCAUGUGGGUGAAGUUGCGUUUGGCCCGAGGUCUAGAGAAAUGUUUGGCACGAGUCAAUAAACAAUUGAUUAAGCACAAAAUCCUUUUGAUAUUAGAUGAUCGUGGUCGUAUAUCGUGUCAUAAAGUUAACUUAUGUUUCCUAUACUUUGAUUCGGCUCCUUGUGUAAGCUUUUUAAAUGAAUUCCUUGAACAUACCGAGCAAAAUGGUGGUGAAGCUAUUAAGGCGGGAUGGGAAUCUAAAUUGGAUAUAGAUGUUAAUGAUAUUGUUAUACAAGGUUCAAAUCCGGUGCGUUUGUCUAGGAAACAGGAACGUGGUGUACAAUUAUUUUUACGUUAUGCCUCACGUUGGGGCCGUGAUGCCAUACGUGGACUGGUCGAUGUUACCCCCUUGGAGCCGGGACGUCAUUGUGGACAAUUUCAAUGCCCCUGUCAAUACAUCAAAGAUCAUUUGCAGUGUAAACCAAGAGGUUAUCCUUGUGGUUGCAUUGCCUACGCCUCGGAUCCUCAAUUUCAAAAUCGUUAUUAAAUUUUUUACAUAUUUUUCAUAUUAUUACUAUUUGUUUAUAUUAUUUAAUAAACAUUUUUCUAUUUUAUAAUUAAA
This is a messenger RNA of Lucilia sericata (common green bottle fly), 1291 nucleotides long. RefSeq lists its product as uncharacterized. The transcript has 6 exons. Bases 32 to 1216 code for a protein of 394 amino acids. Lineage: Eukaryota; Metazoa; Arthropoda; Insecta; Diptera; Calliphoridae. The record is from RefSeq and is a predicted model, not a curated record.